Closterium sp. NIES-67 is the source of this 254-nucleotide messenger RNA. Lineage: Eukaryota; Viridiplantae; Streptophyta; Zygnematophyceae; Desmidiales; Closteriaceae. The record is from the annotation of a GenBank genome assembly.
CCACGUCUGGGGAUGCACGGCCCGCCGCAGCAGCCGUCACCGCAACAGCAGAACCAGCCGGACCAGCAGCAGCAGCAACAGGAUCAAGAGGACCAGCAGCAGCAGCCGGGGGACCAGCAGCAACAGCAGGACCAGCAGCCGCAGCCGCAGCAGCAACAGCAGCAGAACCAGCAGCAGCGGCCGCAGCAGUGCCAGCAGCACCCGCUCCCCCCACCACUUGGUGGAGGCCAGUGACUCCUAGUGGGCCGAUUCUC